This is a messenger RNA of Peromyscus maniculatus bairdii (prairie deer mouse), 3160 nucleotides long. RefSeq names its product peptidylprolyl isomerase like 4 (gene Ppil4). Gene Ontology annotation, molecular function: peptidyl-prolyl cis-trans isomerase activity; RNA binding. Gene Ontology annotation, biological process: protein peptidyl-prolyl isomerization. The record is from RefSeq and is a predicted model, not a curated record. Gene Ontology annotation, cellular component: nucleus. NCBI's taxonomy places the organism in Eukaryota, Metazoa, Chordata, Mammalia, Rodentia, Cricetidae.
GCAGCCGCGCGCUGCCUACGCCUGUCAUCGCCGGGGAGGUUUGUUCCCGAGGAGAAGCCGGCGCCAUGGCGGUUCUUCUGGAGACCACUCUGGGCGACGUGGUCAUCGACUUGUACACCGAAGAGCGGCCGCGCGCUUGCUUGAAUUUUCUGAAGUUGUGCAAAAUAAAAUAUUACAAUUAUUGCCUUAUUCACAAUGUACAGAGGGAUUUUAUCAUACAGACCGGAGAUCCUACGGGGACCGGCCGUGGAGGAGAGUCUGUCUUCGGACAACUGUAUGGUGAUCAAGCAAGCUUUUUUGAGGCAGAAAAAGUGCCAAGGAUCAAGCACAAAAAGAAAGGCACUGUGUCCAUGGUGAACAAUGGCAGUGACCAGCACGGAUCUCAGUUUCUUAUUACUACAGGAGACAAUCUAGAUUACCUUGAUGGUGUUCAUACAGUGUUUGGUGAAGUGACGGAAGGCAUGGACAUAGUGAAGAAAAUCAAUGAGACCUUUGUAGACAAGGAUUUUGUACCAUAUCAAGAUAUCAGGAUAAAUCAUACAGUGAUUUUAGAUGAUCCAUUUGAUGACCCUCCUGAUUUAUUAAUUCCUGAUCGAUCACCAGAGCCUACAAGGGAACAAUUAGAUAGUGGCCGAAUAGGAGCAGAUGAAGAAAUUGAUGACUUCAAAGGAAGAUCAGCUGAAGAAGUCGAAGAAAUAAAGGCCGAGAAAGAGGCUAAAACUCAAGCUAUUCUUCUAGAGAUGGUGGGAGACCUACCUGAUGCAGAUAUUAAACCUCCAGAAAAUGUGUUGUUUGUGUGUAAAUUGAAUCCAGUGACCACAGAUGAGGACCUGGAGAUAAUAUUCUCAAGAUUUGGACCAAUAAGAAGUUGUGAAGUUAUCCGAGAUUGGAAAACAGGAGAAUCCCUCUGUUAUGCGUUUAUUGAAUUCGAAAAGGAAGAAGAUUGUGAGAAAGCGUUCUUCAAAAUGGAUAAUGUACUUAUAGAUGACAGGAGAAUACAUGUGGAUUUUAGCCAGUCUGUUGCAAAGGUUAAGUGGAAGGGGAAAGGUGGGAAAUAUACCAAGAGUGAUUUCAAGGAGUAUGAAAAGGAACAGGAUAAACCAUCCAAUUUGGUUCUGAAAGAAAAAGUAAAGCCCAAACAGGAUGCAAAAUAUGAUCUUAUACUAGAUGAGCAGGCAGAAGACUCUAAAUCAAGCCACUCACACACAAGUAAAAAACACAAAAAGAAAACACGUCACUGCUCUGAAGAAAAGGAAGAUGAAGAAUACAUGCCAAUCAAAAAUCCUAAUCAGGAUAUCUACAGAGAAAUGGGUUUUGGCCACUAUGAAGAUGAAGAAAGCUGUUGGGAGAAACAGAAGAGCGAAAAAAGAGACCGACGUCAGAACCGCAGUCGUAGCCGAUCUCGAGAAAGGGACGGUCACUAUAGUAACAGCCACAAACCCAAGUACCAGACAGAUCCUUAUGAAAGGGAAAGGAGUAGAAAGAGAGACCGAAGCAGAAGUCCAAAGAAGUCCAAAGACAAAGAAAAAUCUAAGUACAGAUGAACAGGGCAGAGGAGGAAGCAGACGGCUAGCAGGUCUGCUCCUGCCUGACUUGGAGCACUCACAGACGCUCUCAGAGUUCCUGCUGGCACAGCUAACUCUGCAUCUCCAUGCUAGCGUUUUAGCCUUCAGGUUAACACUGAUGGUGUGGGGCACUGGGAGAGUGGGGCGUUUUCUGUGUGUACUUUUCAUACAAAUUUUAUUGUUAUGCAUACAUGGUAGUGUUCAUAUUUAACAUCUUUCAUAUUUUCAGUCUUUUUAAAGGAAGCAUUUCAUACCACAGAAGUCCAUAAACUUGUAUAUAAGACAUAAAACAUAGUAAAUUGUGCACCUGCCAGAGUAUAAGAGAUAAAGUGUCACUUGCUAUGGAAGUUCCAUGUGUCCUUUCUCCCUCCAGGAAUUCUCAUUCUGAGUUGUGUUUGCCCUGCUGUUAAUCUUAUAUGGUUUUGAAUUUUAUAUAAAUGACACAAUGUAUGUUUAUUUCUGUGACUUCUUAAAGAGUUGAUUCAUUUGUAUUACGUAGUUUUAAUGAAUAUGAUGCAGUUGAUCUGUUGCUCUGUUGAUGGGCCUUUGAGUUGUUUGUUAGUUUUUGCUAUCUAAGCAAUACCACUGUGAACAGCUUCAUCUGGGCCUGGCACUAUCUGGCUAUAUGGUUUGAGCUUUCAAUGCAUUUACAAUUGUAGUUGCUUAAUUUGCCUGGUAUGUGGAUUUGUAUGGGAGCAGGGGGAGCCACCAGAGUAUCAGUCCACAUGCAGCUUGGAGCGGGUGUUGCUUCAGUGUCGUGCAUAUUCUUGACCACCAAUAGAAGAGGUUUAGUUACGUAAGAGGCUAGCAUCCUGAUAGGGAGAUGGCUCCGUUGGUAGUGUUUGCUUCACAGGCAUAAGACCGAGUUCAGAUCCUCAGGACCACAUAACCAGGCUGACAGUGCAUGCUUAGAGCCCAGCACUGGGAGGCAGGAACAGGUGAAGCUCUAGGGUUAAUGAGAAGCCUUGUCUCAAGAACUAUGCUUGAGGAAGACACCUGACUUUGACCUCUCACAAAAUUGUGCAUGCACGUAAACACAGAGAUGAAUAAACAGAGCUAUCCUGUAUAGACAACUGUAAGUAUUGCUUGCACAGAUGGUUCUUGGUUGUUUUGGUUUGGUUUUUGGGUUUUUUGUUUGUUUGUUUGUUUGUUUGUUUGUUUGUUUUUUGAGACAGGGUUUCUCUGUGUAGUUUUGGAUCCUGUCCUGGAACUCACUCUGUAGACCAGGCUGGCCUCAAACUCACAGAGAUCCGCCUGCCUCUGCCUCCCGAGUGCUGGGAUUAAAGGCCUGCACCACCACUGCCCAGCUCACAGAUGAUUCUAAAAUGUGGUCUGGAAAAAUGAGGAAAAGACAAGCUGGGAACAGUGUGAAGUCACCUACUGACAACUGUGACGAUUUAAUAGCUCUGGAAUAUUGAAAUGGUAACAAUGUAUGCACCAAACAUUUCAAGAAAAAAAUAUCCUUUAUUGCAAAUUAUGAGAAGCUGUUUUAUUUUCCUACACAUUUGACAGUAAUUUUAUAUACUUAUGGGUGUGUAAUAUGUUUUUAUAUAUGUUCAUAUUCUGGGACAAGUAAAUCCAUUUACAAACAUUUA